CUGUCAAAUACGUUUGUGGUCAAGGGAGUUGAUGGUGGUUGCAGCUGGAUAUCUUUUGUUGCUUUUCUACUAUUGUUUUGCUGAUUUGUUGAUGUCAAUACCGUCGUUGGUUCUACUUUUGAUGACUGUAUUAGCAACGUCUUGUGUUAACAUCGUGGGUGCGGGCUCAGUUUGUCAGUACGGGCAUGUCAGUGACUACGACGCCGGUCAGGCGUCCUACAUUCGCCUCGUCGGUACGUUGGCGCAAACAGCUGGCAGUUCGUUAUUCGUGUUGAAUUUGUUCGGUGAAAGAACCGAAACCGUCCAAGUGGCAUCAAGGAUUCUGUUCUACGCUGCACAAGGUCUUCUUUUCCUCGCUAACGAAAGGACUUUUUAA
Messenger RNA from Angiostrongylus costaricensis, 376 nucleotides. The record is from the annotation of a GenBank genome assembly. NCBI's taxonomy places the organism in Eukaryota, Metazoa, Nematoda, Chromadorea, Rhabditida, Metastrongylidae.